GCAGGCUAACAUGGAGGACCCUGGACCGGGGCAGUCCCCAGUCAUGACUGCUGGUCAAUUGCAAUAUGUUACUUCACCGUAUCAAGCUAGCCAAGUGAUGGCAAACACCGGAACAAUCCCAGCUGCUCAGCUCACUGCUGCUUCUCACCCGCAACUUGCUCAGCAACAGCAACUCUCUUAUCAGCAGGUUCACCAACAACAAAUGCACCAAUUGCAGCAACAACUCCAGCUAUUCUGGGCCAACCAGUACCAGGAGAUAGCUGCAACUAAUGAUUUCAAGAACCACAGUCUCCCGCUCGCUCGGAUCAAGAAGAUUAUGAAGGCUGAUGAGGAUGUUAGGAUGAUUGCUGCUGAGGCACCUGUGUUGUUUGCACGGGCGUGUGAAAUGUUCAUUCUAGAGCUGACACAUCGGUCAUGGGCUCAUACAGAGGAGAACAAGCGGAGGACUCUGCAGAAGAAUGACAUUGCUGGAGCAAUCAUGAGGACUGAUGCAUUUGAUUUCUUGGCGGAUAUUGUUCCGAGUGAGGAGCUGAAAGAGGAGGCAUUGUCAUCUGCGCCGAAGGAGGGUGGUUCAAAUGACUCGCUUCCGUAUUAUUUUGUGCCUCCCCUGGUUGGCUCUAUGGGUGGAAUGAUGGGUAAAUCUAUGGUGGAUCAAGCCUUGUAUGCCAGGCAGCCUCAGACUUACAUUCCUCAGCAAAUGUGGGAGCAACAACAGGCAAUGCAGCAACAGCAGCAACAGCAGCAACAGCCUACAGAUGAAUGUUGAUCAUUUAUAAAU
Dioscorea cayenensis subsp. rotundata (Guinea yam) is the source of this 778-nucleotide messenger RNA. Its product is annotated as nuclear transcription factor Y subunit C-3-like. Gene Ontology annotation, cellular component: nucleus. Gene Ontology annotation, molecular function: protein heterodimerization activity; DNA-binding transcription activator activity, RNA polymerase II-specific. The record is from RefSeq and is a predicted model, not a curated record. Gene Ontology annotation, biological process: regulation of DNA-templated transcription. The transcript has a single exon. NCBI's taxonomy places the organism in Eukaryota, Viridiplantae, Streptophyta, Magnoliopsida, Dioscoreales, Dioscoreaceae. Bases 11 to 766 code for a protein of 251 amino acids.